Arabidopsis lyrata subsp. lyrata is the source of this 1125-nucleotide messenger RNA. RefSeq lists its product as uncharacterized. Bases 112 to 972 code for a protein of 286 amino acids. The record is from RefSeq and is a predicted model, not a curated record. Gene Ontology annotation, biological process: transcription initiation at RNA polymerase II promoter. NCBI's taxonomy places the organism in Eukaryota, Viridiplantae, Streptophyta, Magnoliopsida, Brassicales, Brassicaceae. Gene Ontology annotation, cellular component: transcription factor TFIIE complex. The transcript is spliced from 5 exons.
UUUCGUCUCUCGUCGAUAAAGCAAAAAAUCAAAUCAAGCUUCUUCUUCGAUCUUCUUCCUCUCGUCUGGUUUCGUGGUUCUGAUCCUUGUUGUAUUCUUUCUCCAAAGAAGAUGGCUUUAAAGGAGCAGCUGGAUAAAUUCAACAAACAGCAAGUGAAAUGCCAAUCUACGCUAUCGAGCAUUGCUUCUUCAAGAGAAAGAACAGGGUCUUCGAGGCAGUCUGUGCCUUUGCCUGCGGCAAUCAGUCAGAAGAAGCCUGAUGCAGCUCCUGUCAAGUUUUCAAACGAUACCGAGCGACUUCAGAAUAUUAACAACAUUAGAAAAGCUCCUGUUGGAGCUCAAAUCAAGCGUGUCAUUGAUCUUCUCUUUGAGAAAAGGCUAGCCUUAACUCCAGAGCAAAUAAAUGAAUUGUGUUAUAUUGAUAUGCAUGCCAAUAAGGCUGUUUUUGAUAGUUUGAGGAAGAAUCCGAAAGCGCAUUAUGAUGGAAGAAGGUUCUCUUAUAAGGCUACACACGAUGUCAAGGACAAGAACCAGCUUCUUUCGUUGGUGAGUAAAUACCCUGAUGGGAUUGCGGUGGUUGAUCUCAAAGACGCUUACCCGAAUGUAAUAGAGGAUUUGAAGGCUCUGAGUGCUUCAGAGGACAUCUGGUUGCUAUCAAAUUCACAAGAGGACAUAGCGUACCCAAAUAAUUUCAAGUGUGAGAUUAAGGUUGAUGACGAAUUUAAAGCUCUAUUCCGUGACAUAGACAUCCCGAGCGACAUGCUGGACGUGGAGAAGGAGCUGCUGAAGAUCGGUUUGAAGCCAGCAACAAACACUGCAGAGAGGAGAGCUGCUGCACAGACCCAUGGCAUAUCGAAUAAACCGAAGGAUAAGAAGAAGAAGAAACAAGAGAUCAGCAAGAGAACCAAACUCACCAAUGCCCAUCUACCCGAGCUUUUCCAGAGCCUUAAUGCCAGCAGUUCCCGGAACUGAACCUCAUAAAUGGAUGAUCAUGCGGUUCAAAACUCAAAUUGAUCCUGAAUUUUCUUGUAAUUGUAAUUGUUAUGAUCUUGAGUUUACAAAUUACAAUGGUUUUCAUGUAUUCUCACGACAUUUGUUAGAAAUAUAGAAUAAACACAUUUAUGA